This is a messenger RNA of Aspergillus mulundensis, 1947 nucleotides long. It is a transcript of the gene zfpA, whose product is annotated as putative C2H2 finger domain protein. Lineage: Eukaryota; Fungi; Ascomycota; Eurotiomycetes; Eurotiales; Aspergillaceae. Bases 1 to 1947 code for a protein of 648 amino acids. The record is from RefSeq and is a predicted model, not a curated record. The transcript has 2 exons.
AUGCAAAACGAGCAGACUUCCGCCGACUUCCUUUUAUUUCCUCCGCAAUCCAAAACCGCCAAAAUGAUGGCACUAGAGCCUUCAAGACAACAUCAGGGCCCAUACUUCCAAGACUACUCCAUCGACCCUGCCCUGGUCGACUCCUUCAGCUUCGUGGAUAAUCUUGGUGUAUAUGGCCACGACUUCACCCAGGCUUCCUUCCAAAACCCCGGGUUCGGCGAUUCGUAUACCGAGAUGGGGAAAUCAAAUUUCCCGGUCACCACUGCAGAGGGUUUUCUGUCUGGCGUCUCGACAGCUUCGGGUCCUUCAAUUGCCAGCGCUUCCUCAUCAGCCAUGGGCUCGCCUUACUCGGCAAAUGCGCACACCUUCCAGGAGGACUGGGUUGACACAAACAAUGGCUUGACCCAUCCUGCUGCAGCCAUGGGAGACCUGUUCCCCAACGAGGGCAUGGUAAAUCCCUUUGACUCGGAGACUUUCUACCAGAAAAAGUCAGAUAGUUUUGUUGACCCCUCUCUCAUCCAGCCUAUGCAGCAACCGCAACUCACUCUUACUCCGCCUGCCAUGUCAUAUCCUGAACAGCCAGACUACACCAUGGGCCCCACUGGCUUCUACCCUCAGUCGCCAGAGCCCUCUCAGUUUCACUAUGCCGAAAACUUCAUGUUAAAGCAAUCGUACUCGCAACAAUCCAAUCUCGCCCCUCCAUCGCCGAUCCCCUCUGGUCCUCACUCUCGUCCUGCCUCAGUAUAUGAUCGCCGGUCAUCAAUUUCAUCCAUCCACUCUCGUCCUUCACAACCUAGCCCCGCUGCCAGCGGCAUUGAAUUCGAUGACGAUGUCAAGGAGAAGGGCCGGUGCCCUCAUCCCGACUGCGGGCGUGUCUUUAAAGACCUGAAAGCCCACAUGCUCACCCAUCAAUCGGAACGACCAGAAAAGUGUCCGAUUGUGACCUGCGAAUACCACAUCAAGGGCUUUGCCCGUAAAUACGACAAGAACCGCCACACUCUUACGCAUUAUAAAGGCACGAUGGUCUGCGGCUUCUGCCCUGGCUCUGGCUCACCCGCGGAGAAGAGCUUCAACAGGGCCGAUGUCUUCAAGCGUCACCUAACCUCCGUCCACGGAGUGGAGCAAACGCCGCCAAAUUGCCGCAAGAAGAGCCCGACUGCCUCCUCCAACAAGAGCGUCUCAGACUACUGCCAGGAUGCGACGGGCAAGUGCUCAACUUGCUCAGGCACGUUUAGCAACGCACAAGAUUUCUAUGAGCAUCUCGACGACUGUGUUCUUCGCGUGGUGCAGCAGGAAGAGCCCAGCGAGGCGAUCAAUCAGCAACGGCUUGCGGAAGUUGAAACGGAUGAGGAGGUCCAGAAGACGAUGGAAAAGCACAGACUACUUGACACGGCCGGCUCCGUUGAGUACGACGAAGAAAAUGACGACGACGAUGAUGACUUUGACGACCGACGACCAGCGAAGUCUGCCAAAACAGGCAAGAAUUCCCGCGUAAUCCUUGGUAGCAACAACGUCAUCAGCAAGCCUUCAUCAAACAACAACAAAUCCCGCCUCACCGCGUCAAAGCGACGCAACAACCGCGACAAUUACCCUCAAUCCUGGGGCUGCCCCAGUCGCAACAUCAACAUGAAGAAGCGCGUCCUCUGCGUCUUCGAUGGCCAGCGCCGUCUUUGGAAGGACGAAAUGUUGCUCAACAAUGAGUUCGAGGUUCGGGUUAAGCUCCCCGGCGGUGCAGGUGACGGUACAAACCGCGACGCCUAUAUCACCGACCUAGAUGUCGAGACACUAAAGCGCGCCAACGGGAUCCUCAAUGCCACUGAGGAGGAACGAGGGGCUUGGUUUGACGGGCAUGGCGGACAGCUGAUCGGACAAUCGGCGAUGCCGCAUCCUGGCUUCUCCCAGCACCACGAGGGAGAAGUCGUGGAUAUUGACGAAUUAAUGGCUUGA